Molecule: messenger RNA, 375 nt
Organism: Prorocentrum cordatum
Lineage: Eukaryota; Dinophyceae; Prorocentrales; Prorocentraceae
Source: the annotation of a GenBank genome assembly
AUGGCCCGCCACUCACACGGCGGGUCCUGGGAAACCUGCGAAGGAACCUGCGGGAAGUGCCGAGAUUCUCGGGUCCUCUCCUCGCGGAGCCGAGCUCGCUCCUGGAGGGCAGCCAGUCGCUGCUCACAGGUGCAUGGGAGGGAGGACGAGAGGGAACUGGAGGCUGAGGUGAGCAGUGGCACAAUGGGUGCACUCCUGGACCACAGAGGCGCAGAGUUGCCGCCCGCGCACGGCAUCGUCUGGCCUGGGAGCGCCGGCCUCCUGAAGCUGCAGGAGGGAGGCUGGGCCGGGCACGCGAUGCAGAUGUCUUUCAAACGUUUUUGGCAGCACACGCGCAAGUCAUGCCAUUUAGGCACGGUCGCAAUUCGUCGAGAU